Molecule: messenger RNA, 896 nt
Organism: Haliaeetus leucocephalus (bald eagle)
Lineage: Eukaryota; Metazoa; Chordata; Aves; Accipitriformes; Accipitridae
Product: amine sulfotransferase-like
Exons: 6
Coding region: 18-896 (292 amino acids)
Biological process (GO): sulfation
Cellular component (GO): cytoplasm
Molecular function (GO): sulfotransferase activity
Source: RefSeq, a predicted model, not a curated record
AGGACAACAGAUUAACAAUGGAACCAUCAAAAGAAUAUCUAUUCAAAUACAAAGGGUUUUAUUUUGCUGUAAAAAAUACUUCACUUGAGUACGUAGCUUCCCUGGAGGAUUUUGAAAUCAAAGAUAGUGACAUAUUUCUAGCUACUUACCCAAAAUCAGGAACUGUGUGGACUCAGAACAUUUUGAGCUUAAUAAUUCAUGAAGGCCACCGUAAUGGAACAGAAAAUGUGGCGACCCUGGACAGAAUCCCAUGGCUGGAAUACAAGCCAGAAGAUAAGGAUUAUGCAGCUCUUCCUUUGCCUCGUAUUUUUGCCACCCACCUGCCUUACUACUUAGUUCCAAGAGACCUGAGAAACAAAAGAGCAUGUAUUAUUUAUGUCACCAGGAACCCUAAGGAUGUUAUGGUUUCUUACUACCACUUCUCCAAAUACAUCUCCACACUAGAGGAAGUACCAGAUUUUAAUGAUUUUAUGGAGAGAUUUUUAGCUGGCAAAGUACUUGCCAGUUCGUGGCUGGAUCACGUUGAAGGCUGGUACAGUCAUGCAGAGGAUUUCAAUAUACUCUUCCUUACCUAUGAAGAAAUGAAAAAGGAUCUCAGAAGUGCUGUGCUGAAGAUCUGCAACUUCCUAGGCAGGAAGCUGAGCAAAGAGGAAUUGGACAGUGUUGUGAGACAAGCUGCAUUUGAGAACAUGAGAAAAGAUCCCAGGGCAAACUAUGAGAACCUGCCAGAUGACAUCGUGGCAAAAGACAAGGGCAGUUUUCUACGAAAAGGCACUGUUGGAGACUGGAAAAACAUCAUGACAGUCGCACAGAGUGAAAGGUUUGACAAAGUUCUUAAAGAAAAAAUGAAGACCCUGCCCAUCAAAUUCAUCUGGGAUCUUAAUGAUGAAAUGUAG